Molecule: messenger RNA, 1293 nt
Organism: Naegleria lovaniensis
Lineage: Eukaryota; Heterolobosea; Eutetramitea; Acrasida; Naegleriidae
Exons: 1
Coding region: 1-1293 (430 amino acids)
Biological process (GO): rRNA processing; positive regulation of transcription by RNA polymerase I
Cellular component (GO): nucleolus
Molecular function (GO): protein binding
Source: RefSeq, a predicted model, not a curated record
AUGUUUCUUCAAAAAGUUUCUCGACAACAAGCCAACCUCGAGUUGGAUGAGACUCAUGCUCUCCGAAACUACACGACACAAAACGAGCACUAUGUCAUGAAAAACUUCUCCGAAUUUACUCCUAUUGAUAUUAAAAAUUAUGGAUUGGCUACUCAUAUUGAGUUUCAUCCGAACAAGAAUCGGCAAUUUCUCAUUACCCAUAAGAAUGCUGUACAAAUUAUUGAUGAUGAAUAUAAAAAGAUUAUUAGAUAUACUAAAUUUCAGAGAGAAUCACAAGUAUAUAGUGCUAGCUAUCGGCCCGGAGAUGGUUUGUUGUUUGCUGUUGGUACCAAUAGUGGUGUCGUGAAAUUAUUUCAAUCCUAUGAUAAAGAAUUAACAGCCAAUCGAUUGAAUCAGCCUUUGAAAAUUAUAUUUACUCAGAGCAGAGGGCAAGAAUCCAAUAACAUGUCUAUUCAAGUUACGAGAUUUCUUUCAAAUCAACAUUCGGAUGUAGUCCUGACAGGAAGCGAUGAUGGUGUUUGUCGACUUUUCAACAUUUUGAGUGGAAAGAAAACAAGAGAAUUCUCAAAACAUUCCGAUUAUAUUAGAGCUGGAUGUAUUUUCACUCCGAAUGGUGUUGAAGGUGGAGAUAUUUCUUCUUCGCCUGAUUUGUUUGCCACUGGUGCCUACGAUCAUUUGAUUAAGGUUUGGGAUGUGAGAGAAUCAGAUCAGAGCGCUUGUGUCAUGCAAUUUGAUCAUGGAGCUCCAGUCGAAUGUAUUGUCAAGCAUCCUACCGCCCCAAUAUUGUACAGCUGUGGAAGCAAUUACUUUAAGGUUUGGGACUUGUUACAACGAAAAGAAAUGAUGACCAUGCAUGGCUCUCAUCAAAAAACUAUUACAAGCAUGUCACUCGCAAGUGGUGGAGGAAAUUAUCUAAUGACGAGUGGAUUGGAUCAUUUAACUUGCUUCUUCAAGAUUGAUGAAAACUAUAAUCAGGUGCAUAAUAUUUCGUUUGAUGGACCAAUUCUAUCUUCCGCUAUUUCGAAGGACGAACGACAAAUUGUUUUGGGUUUAAUGGGCCCAUCUAGAGUUUUAAAGUCACAGAGAAUAGACCGAAAAGUACUUAGAGCUGACAUGUACAGAGAGGAGAUGACCAAGGAGAAUUACAAGAAUUUUGUCAACAGCACACUUUUGAACCAAAUCUUCCAAAUGCAAGAUGAAAUUUUCUUACCGGAAAGCGUUCUGUUAACUUGUUACAUUUCAAGUCACAAUUAUCGAAAUAUAAUUACAAGCUCGCAUUGCAAAGAGCUGUAA